Haemonchus placei is the source of this 348-nucleotide messenger RNA. Lineage: Eukaryota; Metazoa; Nematoda; Chromadorea; Rhabditida; Trichostrongylidae. The record is from the annotation of a GenBank genome assembly.
AUGAGAAGCGUAGUAAGUCUCAGUUCAUCUACUCGCCUUACUCGGUUCAUGAGAAGAUUCAAUGCGUCAUGGCAAAGCGAAAUGCGUCCAUUUCGUGAGGUAGAGAAGAUUUCCCGAAAGAGGGAAUUUCACUUUGAGAAGAACGACUCUAUUUCAUGUUUCGGCAAGCGAAGCAAAAAAUCCGAACAAUCGUUUCCGUUGUUUAAAUUGCCGCUCCAUGUUGUCGAAAGAGUUGUUGCUCAGAUGUCACUGGCCGACAUGCUCACUUUUAGGCUAUGUUCAAAGAAGACACGAAGCGUACGCUUUAUUCAUAGAUUUCUUCCACCUUAUUGUUUGUUAAACACCUAA